AUGGCGGCUUCACCAAACCUUCACCCCUCCUCAAAAAUCUUCAUCAUCGGCUCAGGCGUCUUCGGCCUCUCUACGGCACUAUGGCUGGCCCGCUCAGGAUACACGGACGUCACCGUCCUCGACAUGCAAGACACAGCCAGGGCAGGCUAUGAUCCAGACGAGAUAGACAGCGCCUCGGCAGACAUCAACAAGAUCAUCCGCUUCAGCUACGGCACCGAGAUCGAGUACCAGCGACUCGCCUCCGAUGCGGCUGUGAUGUGGGAGGAAUGGAACCAGCAGCUCGCCCGUGCCAAGGACGAGGACCUCCCACCGGGGCUUAGGGAUUGGGCGGGUGAGAGGAAGCUGUGGUGGAACGUUGGGAUGUUGAGGAUGAGCGCGACGGACGAUUUUGGCGACUUCGAGAUGCGGACCCUGGAGAAUAUGGAGAAGGAGGGUCUCAGGGACCGGCAAUUCAAAAGCGAUGACGCUGCAGACCUUGAAAGGGCAAAGGAAAGAGGGUGGGCCCAUAAAUUAGACCCGUGUGACCGAGAAGUUCGAUUUGGUGUCCACAAGGCGGUGUUGGACUCGACAGCCGGAUAUGUCCUCGCAUACAAGAGCUGUGCUUGGGCGAGACAUCUUGCCGAGAAGGCGGGCGUGCGAUUCGUCCUCGAUGCCGAGAAGGGAAGAGUUGUCAAAAUCGACGAGCAAAGCGGCAAGCCGAGAGUCACGACCGCCGAUGGCACGAUACACGAGGCGGAUGUGCUCGUUGUGGCCUGCGGUGGAUGGACACCAAGCCUUCUCCCAGAGCUAUCCCACCUCCUCGAGACAACAGCUGGAUCGGUCGCGACCAUCAAAAUUCCGAAAAGCAACGUGGAGCUUUGGGACCGCUUUUCUCCGCAAAACUUCCCCGUUGUGACAUGGGGCAUGAAAGAGGGCAUGGGUAUAUACAGCUUCCCGCGGGAUGAGAACGGGAUAAUCAAGAUAGGGUACAGAGCAACCAAGUAUACCAACUUCGACGAAGUGGACGGUCGGCGCAUAUCUGUCCCGAAGACAGCCCACGUUACCGAAUGCAAAGAGACAAACGUGCCACUGAAGUCGCUACAAGGCAUCAAAGAUUACAUCAACCACGCCCUUCCCUCCCUAGCGCCUUUAGGGAUAUCGUCCACCAAACUAUGCUGGUACACUGACAGCAUCGACAACUCAUUUCUGAUCAGCUACCUCCCAGACAAGCCCGAUGAUAGCAGGAGUAAAAUACUGGUUUGCUCAGGUGGAAGUGGCCAUGGCUUCAAAUUUCUGCCCAUUCUGGGUCAACAAGUGGUCAAGAUCCUGGAAAGUAGGACUGAGGGGAACGUUUAUGCAGAUAUGUGGGCAUGGCGGGAAGCUCAGAAGGGAGGAAAGAGGAACGGCCUCGAAGAAGGGGAGAACGGGCCGCGUGUGUUAGCGAAGCAAACUAUGGCAAGCGAGAAGGACUGGGUUCUACAAUAG
Molecule: messenger RNA, 1464 nt
Organism: Diaporthe amygdali
Lineage: Eukaryota; Fungi; Ascomycota; Sordariomycetes; Diaporthales; Diaporthaceae
Product: L-pipecolate oxidase
Exons: 2
Coding region: 1-1464 (487 amino acids)
Molecular function (GO): sarcosine oxidase activity; flavin adenine dinucleotide binding
Source: RefSeq, a predicted model, not a curated record